UUCUACUUCGAAUAUCCUUCAUUUUCCUCUACACAACACAACUCAUUAUUAUUCUCUUUUCUCCUUAAAAAUUAAGCGAAAAACUCUCAUUUCUUUCAUCUCUAUAAUUCCCCUUAUCAUCUCUCUAAAAACCGAGCAGGCGCGCACGCACACGCACACAUAUAGACACGGGAUCAUCAAAAAGAAACAGCAUGAAGCAUAGAUUUUUGUCAUGUUAUCUCUUUGUUUUCUUCCUUUGUGUUGUAGCAUUUUCAACAACAAAUGCCCGUGUACUUGCUUCUAAACAAGAAGAUGAGAUUGAGAACAACACUGUAAUCCCCCAACAAGCUUCAUCACCAUUUUUGGAAAAUAAAGACUCCAUUGAUGAGCUGAUGGGAAUUGAGAUCUGUGAGAAUGGAGAUGAAGAAUGCUUGAAGAGAAGAAUAGUUUCAGAAGUUCACUUGGACUACAUUUAUACCCAGCAUCAAAAGCCAUAAUCAUAUAAUUUAUAACAUAAUUUCAUUGAAGGAGUGUAACAUCUUAUUAAUUCUAUAAAAUUUUUCCUAUUAAUUUCUAAAUAUCCCAGUAUUUUAAUUUAAUUGCUAUAUUUAAUUUUUUAAUUUCUCUGUUAAAAAUAGAUUUGGCAAAAUAAAUGGGACUAACAUUAGAAUAGAUUAGUUUGAGGAAAUAUUUGACCCCACUCUGUAAUAUAUGUAUGCAAAAAGGUUUGAAAGAGUUUUCCUUUUCUUGUCAGAUGAGUAUGAGCAUUGAGCUGGCUUGAAGUAAUUUUCCUUUUUUUUUUCUAAUAUUUUGGGAGUUGAUUUACAAUAGCAUCUAUUGUCUAUUAGGAGUAUUUGUUAUCAAUAAAUAAUUUAUGUGCAUCCUUUGUAUUCUGAAAUCAUAUGUGUACUGCCUACAUCCUAUUUUAAUUUAGUUCAUUUAUAAAAUAUUCGUAUUUUAUGA
Messenger RNA from Amaranthus tricolor (Joseph's coat), 942 nucleotides. RefSeq names its product putative phytosulfokines 6. Gene Ontology annotation, molecular function: growth factor activity. Lineage: Eukaryota; Viridiplantae; Streptophyta; Magnoliopsida; Caryophyllales; Amaranthaceae. Gene Ontology annotation, cellular component: extracellular region. The coding region runs from base 192 to 476 and encodes 94 amino acids. The transcript has 2 exons. Gene Ontology annotation, biological process: cell population proliferation. The record is from RefSeq and is a predicted model, not a curated record.